Molecule: messenger RNA, 2098 nt
Organism: Stegastes partitus (bicolor damselfish)
Lineage: Eukaryota; Metazoa; Chordata; Actinopteri; Pomacentridae
Gene: nt5c2l1
Product: 5'-nucleotidase, cytosolic II, like 1
Exons: 17
Coding region: 67-1545 (492 amino acids)
Molecular function (GO): 5'-nucleotidase activity
Source: RefSeq, a predicted model, not a curated record
UUAAAGGUCCUUCCUCUGACUGAGUGCCAAAAGCGUUGAGUGCAUAACAGAGCUGCAGAGACGGAAAUGGACGACAUGGACACAUCUUCCAGCAUGUACCCUGAUCAGCCCCGGAUGAAGAGAGACUUUGACCAAAAGGUGUUCGUCAACAGAAGUCUGACACUGGAGAACAUCAGAUGCUACGGCUUCGACAUGGAUUACACGCUGGCAUUGUACAAGUCUCCUGACUAUGAGAGUCUGGGCUUCGAGCUGAUAAGAGACAGGAUGGUUUCUAUUGGUUACCCUCACGAGCUCCUGCGCUACACGUAUGACCCCAGUUUCUCCACCCGCGGCUUAGUGGUCGACACCACGUACGGGAACCUCCUGAAGGUGGAUUCAAACGGAAAUAUUUUAGUCUGCAGUCACGGCUUCCGCUUCCUCAAAGGGCAAGACGUUAACAACUACUAUCCCAACAAGUUCAUCCAGAGAGGCGACACCGAGCGCUUUUACAUCCUCAACACUCUCUUCAAUCUUUCAGAGACGUAUCUGUACGCCUGCCUGGUGGAUUUCUUCACCAGAUGCUCCAGAUACACAAACCUCCUGGAAGGCUUCCAGCACGGCGACCUGCUCAUGUCCUUCAGAAGCAUGUUCCAGGACGUUAGAGACGCCAUGGACUUCAUUCACGAUACCGGAAUCCUGAAGGAACGAACCAUAAAGAAUUUGGAGAAAUACGUUGUGAGAGAUCCAAAGCUCCCAGUGCUCUUGACCCGGAUCAGAGAAGUGGCCAAAGUGUUCCUCGCUACCAACAGCAACUACAGCUACACUGAGAACAUCAUGAAGUAUCUGCUGGAAAGUAACCCAAAGCCUGGAACCCCAAAGCAGCCCUGGCAAAGCUUCUUCGACCUGAUCGUGGUGGACACCAGGAAGCCGCUGUUCUUCGCAGAGGGAACCGUCCUGAGACAAGUGGACCCGAACACAGGAAAGCUUCGGAUCGGGACGUACACCGGCGACCUCCAGCACGGAACAGUUUACUCUGGAGGAUCUUCAGACAUUGUCUGUGAUCUACUGGACGUCAAAGGUAAAGACAUCCUCUACGUCGGGGAUCACAUCUUUGGCGACAUCCUCAAAUCUAAGAAACGUCAAGGAUGGAAAACUUUCCUGGUCGUACCGGAGCUCAGCAAGGAGCUGCAGGUGUGGGAGGAAAAACAAAAUCUCUUCGAGGAGCUUAAACGUCUCGAUGUCUUCUUAGCUGAACUUUACACGAACCUGGACGGCAGCAGUCGGGAGGGUUCUGACAUCAGCUCCAUCCAGACCAGAAUCAAGGUGCUGACCUACAGGAUGGACAUGUCCUACGGCCAGAUGGGCAGCUUGCUGCGCAGCGGAGCCAGACAGACGCUGUUUGCCAGCCAGCUGAUGCGUUAUGCAGAUCUGUACUCGUCCACCUGCAUCAACCUGCUGCACUACCCCUUAAAUUACCUCUUCAUGGCUCCUCCGGUCCUGAUGCCUCAUGAGGCUACAGUAGACCUCGCAGUCACCAAAAAUGACAUCAAGACGAACAAAAACUGAGGUUGCACUUUUGAAUUUUCAGUCUAAAUCCUGCUUAAGUAAGACACUUUAAUGAUGGACGCUUUUAUUUCUUUUUAUUUACAUGAAGACGAAUCUUGUAAAUGUCAAAUCUCGCUGAUGGAGGCGGCUGUCCUGGCACAUAUGAAGGGCUUGUUGCAGCCCUGAUGUGCUUCCUUUAACGGAGGAGAACAAACUUAUUGCUCCACCUGCUGGAAACGACCCGCUAGGCCACCUAACGUUUACCUCAGAAACCUGGAAUUCAAGCAGGAGACACAAACUUAAACAUACACAUUUAAAGCAAUAACAGACUCAGGGUUACUGUAUAUAGGAGUGAAACUUUUGUUUUGACAUCUAGUUGUCCGGAUGCACUUUUUAAUCUCAAGUUUGUGGAAUGGUUUUAAAAGAAGUGAAGAGCUCGUUUGCAGGAACUGAUAACUCAAAACCCACUUUUCCAUCGUCUACCUGAGACGAUAUCAAUCAAUCGUGUCGUUUCUGCUGAAUCAAAUCCACUCAGCUUCACUUUGAUUGAUUUUAUCUCAAGCAAACAAUGAAA